CAUGGAAUUGGAAAAAAUUAUAAAUGUCAUUAAAAUGACGACAUAGUUGGACAAUAUCAAGAAAGUCAGAGUCAUUAAUACUAAUAUUACAGAAACAUAUGCCUGUUCCGGUUUGAUCCUGGUCCAAAUCUUGUUGUCAUCUGCAUUAAUUGCUGUGAACAUUUUUCCUUAUAGAGCUGAAUUAUGAUGGUAACAGAAGUAUAAGGAAACAGAAGAUUUUAAAGAUACACCGAUGAUGUUGAUUGUUUUUCAGUAUUUAUUUAUUAUUCGAAUUACUGUCUCCUCUUCGGCAUUGUAAACAUCUCAUCUCACCAACUCUUAAAAACACCCACGUGUUUCCCUUCCUCUGUUCUUCUUCUUUUUUUUUUUUCUUUUUGCAGGUGUUUGCGCAUUACAGUGACUUAUUCUUCUUCUUCUUCUUUUUUUUCUGGGUUUAAAUUCUGCCUUUUUUUUUUUUUUUUUGGCUUCAAUGGUUGAUUGGGUGAGAACUAAGAUGAACUGGGAUUUUUUAUUUGGAGUUAGAACUGGUGUUUACGUAAAUAUUGCCAAUGUAGCUUUUUGGGUUUUGUUAUUAGCAUGGCUUUUGAUGGAUAUCUUGAAAGGAAGGAGAGGUGGUAGCGAUUUAGACAAGGAAAAUAAAGCAGUAGAAGGAUCUAAACUGUUUACUAGAAUUACUGUUCUUUGCAAUGUGAUACUUUUAAUUUUCAAUCUUGGUUUCGGGUUUCGUGAGUAUUUGGAUCGUAGAGAUAUCAACUGUAAAUCUAUUACUUGGAUUUUAGCUACUGUAGUUGUAUUCUAUUCCCAACAAAGAAAUGUUAGAGAAGGCAACAAGUGGCCCCUAGUCCUCAUUCUUUGGUGGGUAUUUUCCUGCAUUAUGUAUUCAGCUUCUGUCUCCAUUUACUUCAUCACCCACUUCAGUUCUAUUCAGCUCCCUAAUCCUUUGCCUAAACCCAACAUUGUGGAAUUCAUUUCCUUUCCAUUUUCAAUACUGCUUUGUUGCCUUGCUCUAAGAUUCAGUUGCAGUACUAGGAUAGGAACUGGUCUCAAACAACCUUUGCUUCAAGAAGAACGAAAGAGAGUGUUAAAAGAUUCAAGUAGUUUUACUACUGCUGGAAUUUGGAGCCAGAUCACCUUUCAAUGGCUAAAUCCACUGUUUAGAAGGGGAAGAAUCCAAAAACUAGAAUUAUCCAACAUACCUUUAGUUCCUCAAUCAGAAACAGCAAAGUGUUCUUCCUCGUUGCUCGAAGAAUCACUUGGAAAAAGAAAAAAUGAAAGCUCUAACUUGCCUAAGGCCAUAGCUUAUGCUGUAUGGAAAUCACUGGCCAUAAAUGGAGUUUUUGCAGGAGUUAAUACAAUAGCCUCCUAUAUGGGUCCUCUUUUGAUCACAAGCUUUGUAAACUUCUUAUCUGAGGAACAUGAAGAUUCAGGCUACCUCUAUGGGCUGAUUCUUGCAUUUAUCUUCUUUAUGUCAAAGACAAUUGAGUCACUAACAGAACGGCAAUGGUACUUUGGUGCUCAGCGUAUUGGCAUCCGAGUAAGGUCAGCUCUUAUGGUAAUGAUCUACAAGAAAUCUCUAUCAGUUAAAUUUUCUGGUCCAAGCAAUGGUACAAUCAUAAAUAUGAUCAAUGUAGAUGUGGAGAGAAUUGGAGAUUUCUGUUGGAACAUUCAUAGAGUAUGGUUGCUACCACUUCAGGUAUUUUUGGCCCUUGUUAUUCUGUAUAAGAAUCUGGGUGCUGCCCCAUCGAUUGCGGCCCUCUCUUCCACAAUUUUCAUUAUGGUGAGCAACACACCAUUGGCAAAUAAACAAGAAGAGCUUCACUCAGAUAUCAUGGAAGCUAAGGACUCUAGAAUCAAAGCAACUUCAGAAACUCUCAAGAGCAUGAGAGUCUUGAAACUGUAUUCAUGGGAAUCCGAGUUUUUGACUAAGCUUCUUCAACUUAGAGAAAUUGAGAGAAAUAAGCUGAGAAGUUACCUUUAUACAAGCUCAGCAAUUGCCUUUCUCUUUUGGGCUUCACCUACUCUAGUCUCUGUCAUUACAUUUGGAGUCUGCAUUUUGUUAAAAAUACCAUUAACAACAGGCACAGUCCUAUCAGCAUUAGCCACUUUCCGAAUUCUGCAAGAACCCAUCUAUAACCUGCCUGAGCUCAUUUCCAUGAUUGCUCAAACUAAGGUUUCAGUUUAUCGCAUCCAAGAAUUCAUAAAAGACGAGGGUCAAAGAAAGCAGAUAUCUUAUCAUAAUUCACAAGCAUCUGACAUCGCAAUUGAAAUUGAGACAGGAGAAUAUGCCUGGGAACGAAGUGAUCGGGACAUAAGGAAACCAAUUAUUAAAAUAACAGAAAAACUGAAAAUAAUGAAGGGUUACAAAGUUGCAGUUUGUGGAUCAGUUGGCUCUGGAAAAUCAAGCCUCCUCUGCAGUAUACUUGGUGAGAUCCCCAGAAUUUCUGGAGCAGGAAUCAAGGUGUAUGGAAAAAAAGCUUAUGUUCCCCAAAGUGCCUGGAUUCAGACAGGAAUAGUGAAAGAAAAUGUGUUGUUUGGCAAGGAUAUGGAUAAGGCCUUUUAUGAGGAUGUUAUGGAAGGAUGUGCAUUGAAUCAGGAUAUUAGGAUAUGGACUCAUGGAGAUUUGACUGUCAUUGGAGAGAGAGGGAUAAACUUGAGCGGAGGACAAAAGCAGAGAAUUCAACUUGCAAGGGCUGUUUAUAGUAAUUCAGACGUUUAUAUCCUGGAUGAUCCUUUCAGUGCUGUCGAUGCACAUACUGGAACACAUUUGUUCAAGAAAUGUCUUGCACAACUCUUAUCUCAGAAGACUGUCAUAUAUGCUACCCAUCAACUGGAAUUUGUAGAUGCUGCAGACCUUGUCCUGGUGAUGAAAGAUGGUAUAAUUGUCCAGUCAGGAAAAUAUGAAGAUCUAAUUGCAGAUCCCACUAGCGAACUUGUUAGACAAAUGGCUGCCCAUAAAAAGUCUCUAAACCAAGUGAAUCCGCCCCCAGAAGAUAAUGCCUUAACCAGUGUAGCCUGUCAGUUAAAUCAAAAUGAAGUCACAGAAGAAGAGUUGGAAGAGCCAAUCAGUAACAGUAGAUUAUCAGAGGGUACUCAAGAAGAAGAAACUGAAACUGGUAGAGUGAAAUGGAGUGUUUACUCAACUUUUGUUACUUCAGCUUAUAAAGGAGCCCUUGUUCCAGUUAUCCUUUUAUGUCAAGUCUUCUUCCAAGGGCUACAGAUGGGCAGUAAUUAUUGGAUUGCUUGGGCAUCAGAGGACAGACACAAAAUCAGCAGAGAGCAAUUGAUUGGGAUAUUCGUUCUAUUAUCUGGUGGAAGUUCCAUCUUUAUAUUAGGAAGAGCAGUUUUGCUGGCAUCUAUUGCUGUUGAGACUGCUCAGCGACUCUUCCUUGGAAUGAUAAAAUCAAUUUUUCGAGCACCUAUAUCAUUCUUUGAUUCAACACCUUCUAGUAGAAUUCUGAACAGGUCAUCUAUGGAUCAAAGCACGGUAGACACAGACAUUCCAUACAGAUUAGCAGGAUUGGCAUUUGCACUGAUUCAGCUAUUGAGCAUUAUCAUCCUAAUGUCUCAGGUGGCUUGGCAGAUCUUCAUUCUCUUUCUUGUGAUCCUUGGAAUCUCAUUGUGGUAUCAGGCCUAUUACAUUACUACUGCUAGAGAAUUAGCCAGGAUGGUUGGAAUCAGAAAGGCUCCUAUCUUGCAUCAUUUUUCAGAAUCCAUAGCGGGAGCAGCAACUAUUCAUUGUUUCAAUCAGCAAGAUCGCUUCUUGAUGAGAAAUCUGAGCUUGAUUGAUGAUUAUUCUCGCAUAGUUUUCCACAAUACAGGAACAAUGGAAUGGCUAUGCCUUCGAAUCAACUUUCUCUUCAACCUUGUCUUCUUCCUAGUUCUGAUAAUCUUGGUGAACCUUCCAAGGUCAGCUAUUGAUCCCAGUUUGGCUGGGCUGGCAGCUACUUAUGGUCUGAACCUGAAUGUUCUUCAGGCUUGGGUUAUAUGGAACCUAUGCAAUGUAGAGAACAAAAUGAUAUCAGUUGAAAGAAUUCUUCAAUUUACUAACAUACCCAGUGAAGCUCCCUUGGUGAUUGAAGACAGUAGGCCAAAUCCUAAAUGGCCAGUAGAUGGAAGAAUUGAACUAGUAAACCUUUGUGUCCAAUAUAGUCCUUCUCUCCCAAUGGUUCUCAAAUCAAUUACUUGCAUUUUCCCAGGAGGGAAGAAAAUUGGUGUUGUGGGGAGAACAGGAAGUGGAAAGUCUACUUUGAUUCAAGCACUUUUUCGGGUGAUUGAGCCCUCAGAAGGACAGAUUCUUAUUGAUGGACAGGACAUUUCCAAGAUAGGUUUGCGAGAUUUGAGGUCCGGGCUAGGUAUAAUUCCUCAAGACCCCACAUUGUUUCAAGGUACUGUGAGGACUAAUCUGGACCCUUUGCAAGAACACUCAGACCAUGAAAUCUGGGAGGUUCUCAAAAAGUGUCGUCUCGCUGAUAUAGUAAGGCAGGAUUCACGGCUCCUUGAAGCACCAGUUGCUGAAGACGGAGAAAACUGGAGUGUGGGGCAGAGGCAGCUUGUUUGUCUGGCUAGAGUACUUCUGAAGAAGAGAAGAAUUUUGGUAUUAGAUGAGGCCACAGCUUCUAUUGAUACAGCAACAGACAAUAUCAUUCAGGGGGCUAUCAGAGAAGAAACAAGUAGAUGCACUGUCAUCACUGUCGCACAUCGAAUACCCACUGUUAUUGAUAAUGACUUGGUUUUGGUUCUUGAUGAAGGCAAGGUGAUAGAGUAUGACUGCCCUGGACAGUUGCUCAAAGACAGUUCUUCGUCAUUUUCUAAAUUGGUCGCAGAAUUCUUGAGAAGAUCAUCCAAGAGAACCUCACAUAGAUAAUUUCUUUAAAAGUAGAAGAACAAGCACCAACUUCAGUCUAUCCCCACCAAAUGUGGUUGAUAAUCAGGUUGUAAUAUUAAUCGGUGUGCAAUCUGAUCGUAUUGGCAGAAAAAGGCAGAAUACAAGACUAAUCAGCACAAGUGUACAUCCUAACCAUGUACAGUACAAUUAGGGAACCGGGAAAUAACAUAGACUAGAUGAAAUGAGGAGCCUCUGUGCUUGGCUUAUCAACAUAAAAUUGCUAACCAUGAGUUAUAGCUUUUCCAGUAUGUAAUUGAUGAAAGUACUCUAAGAAACGAUAUUUAAACUAGUCAAAUUAUAAUACAAAAAAGAAAUUGCAGGUCAGCUAGUAAUUAAUGUGAUGGAA
Molecule: messenger RNA, 5231 nt
Organism: Ricinus communis (castor bean)
Lineage: Eukaryota; Viridiplantae; Streptophyta; Magnoliopsida; Malpighiales; Euphorbiaceae
Product: putative ABC transporter C family member 15
Exons: 11
Coding region: 470-4864 (1464 amino acids)
Biological process (GO): transmembrane transport
Cellular component (GO): vacuolar membrane; plant-type vacuole
Molecular function (GO): ABC-type transporter activity; ATP binding; ATP hydrolysis activity
Source: RefSeq, a predicted model, not a curated record